Molecule: messenger RNA, 2213 nt
Organism: Armigeres subalbatus
Lineage: Eukaryota; Metazoa; Arthropoda; Insecta; Diptera; Culicidae
Product: E3 SUMO-protein ligase ZBED1
Exons: 7
Coding region: 163-2067 (634 amino acids)
Molecular function (GO): protein dimerization activity
Source: RefSeq, a predicted model, not a curated record
GGGAAACGGGAAGCAAAAGCAUGCAGAAGUGCCAGAAGUGCAAAAGCUUGCAAACCUGUUGCAAACGCACGCGAACAACGAGGGCGAGAGCAACACCACAUUGUUCAAAAUUUGCUUACCUUUAUUUUUAAGUUACAGUUUGCAUUAUUGUUAAAGGUUAAAAUGAGCCAAUGCGACUUCAACGACCCAGCGUACGAGUCGGACGAAUAUUACGACGAAAUGGGCCGAAAGGUACGCGAAUUCGAUUAUUCCGUCGAAUCCGAACCUUCGUUUGUGAAAAAAGGGGAACCAGUGCAGGACAUUGUGCGCCCCGGCAGCAGUGGCAUCUCUGCCCAAGGGAGGCUCACUUCGAAGCAUAUUGAUUUCGCCGCGGAUGACCCUGAUUGCGGAAACUUCUCGCCGGUGGUGAUUAAGAAGGAAGUCGUGGAAGUGAAACAGCCAUCAAUCCAGCAGCACGUUAAAGACGAACCGAAAAGAAGAGUCAAGUUUAUUAAACAAACACCCCGUGUAGGUGGUUUGUUCAGUGAGAGUGCAGCAUCCACCCAUCGAAUUGAUGAAGCACUAAUGUACAUGAUUGUCGUUGAUUCAAUGUCACUACAAGUGGUAGAAUCGAGGGCAUUUCUUCGUUUUAUGAAGAUUGUGGCGCCAUCUUACACAGUUCCUUGCCUACGUAAGCUCACAAAGAUGUUGGACGACAAAUUCGGACGUCUAAGUGCAAUUAUCCGUGUCAAAAUUGGCAAUGCGAGCUUCUACUCGCUGACAGCGGAUGUGUGGACUGAUACAGGAAACGCAAAAAGUUAUCUGGGAAUGACGAUUCAUCUUUUGGACGGAAUCAAUAUGAUUGGCGUUGCCUUGGCCGCUCAACCACUGGAUGACUGUUACACUAAAGAUUACCUGAUCUCGGAAAUGACGAAUAUUUGUAGCAGCUGGGGUGUUGAUCUUACAAAGGUAAACGUCAUCGUGACGGGUGGAUCGAACAUAGUUGCAGCGGCCGAAUCGUUGUUUGGAGUGAAAAAGCAUUUAAUUUGUCUAGAACAAUCAUUAAAUCGGAUGACUACUGCUGCUAUUGAUCAAUGCCACUCCUUUGGAGAAAUUCUAUCCAAGAUUCGUUCGAUUGUAUCAUUUUUCAAGUUGUCCAACAAUGCAACAGAUGAGUUGCGUUCGAUUCAAAUUCGUGCUGGAAAAACUGAAGGAGAAAUCAUGACAGUGGAAAUCGAUGAGCCAACACGGUGGGGAACUACCUUAACAAUGCUUCAUCGAUUCAUCUUGCUCGCUGAUCAUAUCAGUGUUGUUCUUUUGCGCUACACCAAAGUACCAAUGUUGACUGGACAGGAAAUGGCGGAAGCAAAAGAAGCUCGCGAUAUUUUCGGCUGCAUUUCUUUGGUUAUCUCCGAAAUAAAAGGCGAGAAGUGCUCUAUUUCAGGGAAAGUGAUACCGAUGCUAAACAUCAUGAAACGGAAACUAGAAUCAUAUCGUCCGGAUUGUCCUGCUGUAAGUGAUCUAAGGCAGAAAAUUCUGUUACAAUUUGCUAACAAGUUCAGUGAUGUUGAUAAGUUAGACACAUUGACAAUAGCAACGAUGCUUGACCCCCGCUUCAAGACGAUGUACUUGGAGAAAAUGGUCCAGGAACGAACGACUAAAAUGGUAUCCGAUUUGAUCCUGGGUAAAGAAUGCGAUCCGGUUGAUGUUAAACCGAAAGUUACCCCGAUAAUCGAAUCUGACGAUAUUUGGGAUUUUCAUGACCAACUGGUACAACAAUCAUCCACUAGGUCGGAUUCUCAACGUUCUGUUGGCAUAUCCGCUGAGCUACGGGAUUUUCUGCAGCAGCCUAUAGUUCAGCGAACUGCCGAUCCUAUUCAGGCAUGGGAAAGUAUUCGAAACGAAUAUCCCCAACUGUAUCCAGUCGCUGUGAACUAUUUAUCCAGAAUGGUCACAAGUGUGCCGUCCGAAAGAUUGUUCUCAUCCGAAACGAGUGAAACUACUGCGAACAGGCACACAUUUGAUCCCCAUCUUAUGGCAAAAUUGGCAUUCCUAGGAUCCCUUUCGGAAGACUAUUGGGACAAAUGAUUUGCGAAGAUUGUGCUUUCAAUCACUGUUUGAUACCAUCAGCGUAUUUUGUUAUCUUUCAAACGAUAUGUUAUGUUUUUGAACUUGUUUGUUGUCUAAUUUGAAGUAUUUCUAAUAACCGUUAAAUAAAUAAGUUUUAAACUGUA